Molecule: messenger RNA, 1275 nt
Organism: Cavenderia fasciculata
Lineage: Eukaryota; Evosea; Eumycetozoa; Acytosteliales; Cavenderiaceae
Exons: 4
Coding region: 1-1275 (424 amino acids)
Cellular component (GO): lysosome
Molecular function (GO): cysteine-type endopeptidase activity
Source: RefSeq, a predicted model, not a curated record
AUGUAUGUAUUAAUGAAAUCAUUAUUUAUUUCACUUUUAAUUUUUGCAUUGUACUCUGUUGUGAUGGUAUCAUCACAAUUGUCGUCGGCCGAUCAAACUACCAUCUUUAACCAACACAAUGCUUGGAGAUCCAACCCAUCCCCAGCUGCCAAGGGUACCAUCAAACCAUUGGUUUGGAAUACUACCAUCGCUACAACUCUCCAAGCUCACAUGAACAAGUGUGACGGUAGAUUCAGUCCAUCGGCUCUUCAAGGUAUCGUAGGUGAGUUCCGUAUCUCCAUGUCACCAUCUCUCAAUGUACCAAGCAUGUUAAACUUUUUAAAUGCUACUCGUAGCUACUUUAACUGGUCAACCAAGGCUUGUUCUCCUGGUAGUUGUCUCCACAAUUAUGCUGUUUGGAAUACUACUACAUCAUUUGCAUGUGGAUACAAACAAUGUAACGGAUCACAUUAUAUUAUGUGUGAUUAUUUCCCAAGAGGUGGUUUCUCUGGUGUCUGGCCAUACACUCCAUCAUCGAUCCCAGCUCCAACUACCACUCCAACUCCAACCAACACUCCAACUCCAACCACUACACCCAAGCCAACUACUACUCCAACUCCAACCACCACACCAAAGCCAACUACCACUCCAACUCCAGCUCCAACCUCUGCUCCAGCCCCAGGUUCAAUCGAUUGGAGAUCCAAGUCUACCCCAGUUAGAAAUCAAGGUGGUUGUGGCAGUUGUUACAUUUUCGGAGCUCUUGCCGUCGCCGAAGCAAGAAACAAGAUAAAGACUGGUUUGGAUAUUGAUUUAUCAGAACAAAAUGUUUUGAAUUGUUAUUCCAAUGGUUGUAAUGGUGGAUGGCCAAUGACUGUCUUCCAAUUGAUGCAACCAGUUGGUGUAGAGUAUGAAAACACUCUUCCAUACACUGCCGUCAAACAAGCCACCUGUUCCAACUCUACCCAACCAAGAUUCAGAUGGACAAGUCAAGCCAAUAUGGCUGGUGUCACCAAACAACAUUUCCUCGAUGCCUUAAAGGCUGGUCCAGUCGUAGUCGCUCUCUUUGCCGACGGUGGAUUCCAAUCCUAUGGAUCUGGUGUUUACUCUUGUCCAGAACAAUACACUGGUGUCAAUCAUGCCGUAGUUCUCACUGGUUAUGAUGCUUCCAAGGAUGCUUGGAUCAUUAAAAAUUCUUGGGGUACUUCAUGGGGAUCAGUUGGUGGAUACAUUUACCUUAGUGCUGCCAAUGAUAGAUGUAACAUGAUGAAGUAUGCUGGUUCUUAUGUUACAAUUUAA